Messenger RNA from Diutina rugosa, 1227 nucleotides. RefSeq lists its product as uncharacterized. NCBI's taxonomy places the organism in Eukaryota, Fungi, Ascomycota, Pichiomycetes, Serinales, Debaryomycetaceae. The transcript has a single exon. Gene Ontology annotation, molecular function: cysteine-type carboxypeptidase activity; K48-linked deubiquitinase activity; cysteine-type deubiquitinase activity. Bases 1 to 1227 code for a protein of 408 amino acids. Gene Ontology annotation, biological process: protein K48-linked deubiquitination. Gene Ontology annotation, cellular component: cell periphery; cytosol. The record is from RefSeq and is a predicted model, not a curated record.
AUGGACACCUCGUUUGCCGUCAAGGUCAUCCGGUGGACCAAAGACUAUUCGGGCGAUGACCCUUUCACCACGCCCAUCCUCUUGCAGGACGCCAACGGACCGUGCCCGCUUAUUGCGCUCGUCAACCUGCUACUUAUCAAGAACGAUAUUCUCCAUCACAAGUGGCAUCAUGACUGGGCGUCGGUGCCUGCCGACGUCAAGGCCCGGAUGGCUCGAAUAGACGAGUUCAACCAGCAGUUGAUGAAGCACGCGACGCUGCUGCAAAAGAUUAGCCUUAACGAGCUUUUGACUCACUUGGGGGACCUCGUGCUCUUUUUCAGCCAAAAUACCAUGGUCGACAUCGACCAGGUGCUUAACCAGCUCCCGCGAUUGCAUACGGGACUCGACGUUAACCCCAACUUGAUUAAUGGGACAUUCGCCGGCAACGACUUGGCACUGACGCUUUUUGGCAUCUUCGACCUCAAAUUCCGCCACGGGUGGUGUGUGAAUCAGGUAGAUCCAGAAACCGAUGAAUGGCCUCAUGAUUACAACUAUGAAACGACUGUGGACACGUUAUACCGUCUUCAGACGUUCGACCGCGCCCAAGAUUUCCUCCUCAGCAGCGACGACGACGCUGCCAAACAGCUUGUAAACAAGUGGUUGGAUGUCAAUCGUACUCAGCUCACUAAUAACGGUUUACUGCGGCUCAAUAUCGACGCGGCUGAUGAUGAAGUGCUCGUGUUUUUCCGUAAUAACCACUUCAACACCCUCUAUAAACGGGGAAACCACGAGUUUUACCUCUUGGUCACCGAUAUGCUGGUGCAGAAGCUGAACAAGAUCAUCUGGCAGCUGCUCAAUCUGAUUCUGGGACUGGACGACUUAUUUUUCACGGGGGAGUUCUACCCGGUGCUUGAAAUGGAUGACACUAAUGACGCUGACACCGAUUUAGCUAAGCAGCUCCAGCAGGAAGAAGAUGCCGCUCUUGCCCGUAAAAUGCAAGAUCAGUACGACAAAAAGCCUAGAGGUAUGCGCCUGCGGAUGCAAAUACGGCGGAAAGAGAAGGGAGCUCAGGACCCAGCACCUAGCCUGAUGCUUAUCGACGACGAAGAUCCUCCUGAAGAGUCGAUGAUCCCGAAACCUAAGUCAAUGUCGACUCCACCGACCAAGCGAGUGGUGAAAGCAGCCCUGCCAGCAGCGGCCCCUGCAGCAUCGUCAUCAAAGAAGAAAAAGGUGUGUGUAAUCAUGUAA